Messenger RNA from Lithohypha guttulata, 1839 nucleotides. RefSeq lists its product as uncharacterized. Gene Ontology annotation, molecular function: DNA-binding transcription factor activity, RNA polymerase II-specific; zinc ion binding; RNA polymerase II cis-regulatory region sequence-specific DNA binding. Lineage: Eukaryota; Fungi; Ascomycota; Eurotiomycetes; Chaetothyriales; Trichomeriaceae. The transcript is spliced from 2 exons. The record is from RefSeq and is a predicted model, not a curated record. Gene Ontology annotation, cellular component: nucleus. The coding region runs from base 1 to 1839 and encodes 612 amino acids. Gene Ontology annotation, biological process: positive regulation of transcription from RNA polymerase II promoter by galactose; DNA-templated transcription.
AUGGCUACCAUAGACGACAGCUCCGUCCACACCAUCAUAGGCGCCACGCCGGAAGAAUAUCACAGGGCAGGGUUUUUUGGUAGUUCCAGUGCAGGAACAUUCAUGCAAAACGUGAAGCAGCUGGUGGAGCAAAAGAUAGGGCGAGCACAACAACAAAACAGCACCCGAGUUCUUCAAAGUGCUGCUAGCGCGCCUCUUAUGAUUUCCACUGGUGACGCUAGACAAAAACAUAUCGACUACGUCUUGCCAUCAAGACGGAAGGCAGAUAGUCUGCUGGCUGUUUAUUGGAAUUCUAUCCACGUGCUUUACCCCUACUUGGACAAAGUCAAAACAAACCAAGAGUAUAUUGAUAUCUGGAGAGGUGAAGGUUCUGCAGCAGAUGAACAAUCCUUUCUGUGUUUGCUCAACAUCAUGCUCGCGUUGUCAUCUCAGGUUGCCGGACCACCAACGGACAGCGAGCAAGAAGACCCAGGCCACACGUUCUACCUGAGAGCCAAGGACUUAUUGAACCUCAUGGGAACGGGAUCAGUCCGUUCAGUACAAACGUUCUUAUUGUUUGGAGAGUACUGCCAGAGCACGAACGAACCUCAACAGAGCUGGGUAUAUGCUGGCCUUGCGAUCCGCGCCGCGCAAAGCCUUGGUCUUCAUCUGCCUCAAACGAGUGAACGGGUAGCGGACCUGGAAACAAGGCAACUACUCAGAAUCGUCUGGUAUGGCUGUGUGCUUAUGGACAGGAUGCUUGCUAUGACUUAUGGUCGACCGUGUAUGAUCGGUCCAAGGACCGGCACCUUAGUGCCGCUUCCGGCCAUUCCACCUGAGGGCAUGCAUCGACAGUCAGACCCCGGGGUCUCGGGUCGGAGGACAGAUGAUGGUCUCACCAUGAGUUUCUAUGUCAACCACCUCAAGCUUUUUGAAAUCCUUCAUGACGUCCUCUUUCAGUUUUACAGUUCAAGUGCAGGUCGUAGUCAGCCAGCUGGCGAAGCUUACGAAAAGUAUUUUGGCCAGUCUCAGGGACAGUUGUCAGUUCUGGGACUCGAUCAGCGUAUAUUGGACUGGGAGAGAAACCUCCCUGAGCAUUUCAGAGUAGAGACUUACUCGCUAAUCGAUACGUCAGGCAGUAUACCUUACCGGCAGGCCGUCGUCUUGCAUCAGAUCCAUCUCCACGUUCGACUUAUGCUUCUGCGACCAGUACUCUCCUCCUUCGUCACGUCUGACUUUCACAAACAGGACUCCGAUGCCACUUUCUGGAACCAGCUGGGUGAGCGGAUUUUCCUACAAUGUUCCGUUGUAUGCGUUCAAGUAGCCAAAGAAGCUAUAGAGACUAUCCAUAAGAGAGGCAAUGAUCCGGGAAGCCUAGCGCCCUGGUGGUUCAAUGUACUCUUUCUGUACACUGCUGCCACUGUUCUGGUAGCUGCUCGGCUCAGCUCUUCUAUAUUGACCGAGUUGUACGAGAAUUCCAUCGUGGAAGGAUGCCGCAAAGCUAUUUCGGCAUUAGAAGAAUACAGCAAUUACAACAGCGCCAUCAAACGGCUGGUUACCACUUUACGUCUUCUUUACGAUGCUGUACCUCGACAAUACUUUCGUCUUAGACAGCAUCCAGCUAUACUGGAUGGUGAAAAGACGUUGGCUGACAUUGUAGAGUCUCAACAAGCCGAUUGGCAGAACGACAUCAGGGUCAACACUAUCAGCGACUCUUUCGCUCGUGGACAACAGCAUUCAUCAUUUCAGCCAAGUCAUGAGUACGAGCCUGUAUCGCCAGCAGGGCUGUCAUGGGAUCUCGAUCACCCGUUUGACCCAACUGAUAUUACAUGGCUCACAACCGUUCCAUUCGAUGCCUAA